GUUGCUGCUGCCGGGCGUCUGUGCCAUGGUCUGAGCUGCGACACAAUGAGAGGCUGAUGCAGCUGAGUGACAGGCAGUCAUGUUUCAACAUGCAGGAUGUAAGCGAUGAAACAUUAGCUGCAGUUAUCAAGUCAAUCGAGUGUGCUUCCUCUGUUUGAGGGAAAGGAUGGACCAGUUUUCUGUUUGUUUUGCCGAGUCUUGCCGUAAACUGGAAGCAAACGUCUGAACUCCAUGUCGAUGGCACAUCUGUAGUCAUCAUGGCGAGUUGUGAACUCCCGAGGAGGCGACGAGGUCGAAGUCGCAGACAUGUAAUGCCACAUAUGUAGCGCGUUCCGAGUGUGUGCUGAUUCCUCAAAGUGUGGCAAGUUGGAACAAGGUGUGCCUCCCAUCACGCUGCUCCCUAGUUGGUGCCUCUGCUGCUGCCAUGGAGGUGGGCAGUCUCCCCGUGGAGCUGUGGAGGGUUAUUUUAGCCUACCUUCCGCUCCCAGACCUGGGCCGCUGCUGUCAGGUGUGCCGUGCUUGGCGGGAGCUCAUCCUCUCUCUGGAUAACACCCGCUGGAGACAGCUCUGUCUGGGCUGUUCUGAGUGCCGUCAUCCCAACUGGCCCAGUCAGCCCCAUUUGGAACCCCCAUCCUGGAGGGAGGCCCUGAAGCACCAUGCCCUGGCCUCCCGCACCUGGGCUCAAAAUGGACCAGACCAUCAAUCCUCUGCCUGUCUGCUCUUCUUCCGACGUCGUAAAGAUCGUAGGGUUUGGCAUGUGGGGCCUGGAUGUGAGUUUGAAACCCUCCGUGGGGCUCUUGGGGUGGUGGGGCCGUAUGACCGUGUGGUUCUCCAUCCAGGAGUGUAUGAGGAGCAGGCUGAAGUGGCGCUGAAAGUGCCUGUGGAGUUGGUUGGACUGGGCCGACUAGGUGAAGUGGCCCUGCUGGUGUGUAUGGAACAGCAGUGUCCUACUGCCAGGUUGUGUAAUCUGGUAUUCAUGCCACCCUGGUUCUCCACCGUGGUUUACAAGACGACGUGGGGUCACGUACAGCUAGAUAACUGCAACUUUGAGGGGGUUCAGUUGCAAAUCCGUGGCCCAGGGACCUGUCAGGCUCGAUUCUGCUCCUUCUCACAGGGCAGCUCUGCAAACUUGCUGGGUGUCGUCCUCAGUUUAUUGGACAGCUGUGACUUCUCAGGCAGUGACACAGCUUCAGUGAAUGUGGAAGGUCCUCCAGUGUCAGAAAGGAACUGGGCUUGUAAACACUUGGCUUGUCUGGCCAGGACGUUCCCAUCAUGUGCUGUGUCUAACAGUAGCUCACCAUUUGGCCCUGUGGCUGGAUCCACUGGUGGGCCUCAACCCCCAGGUAGUAACAUUAAAAGGGAUCAUGUUAGCAUAGAGGACUGGCAGAGGAGGACUGGGGUGGAUGCAUUGGGUCAGGGGACAGUGAUUGAAGAUGGCUGGAGUGAGGGUGACCACAGUGAGGUAGAAGAGGAAAGUCGCAAUGGCGAAAACACCAAAAACCAGUUUACAACGGAUUACAAAAUCCCAUGUGACAAUCAUGGCCUAUCCCAUUUACUCAAGCCUCGGGCAGAUGGCUCUCUGCCACUGGCCUCCUCCCCGGAUCCCCUACCCAUGACCCCCGAACCACUCACCUUUGAACAGGAAUUAGAAAGGGACCCUGAAGCUCAGAUGUUGGCAACAGCCACGCUUGGCUGCAUCCUUAGACGCUGCCUCUUCAGGGAUGGGAAGGGUGGUGUGCAUUUGUCUAAUUAUGGUCAAGCUCGGCUGGAAGGCAAUAUUUUCCGUGGGCUGAACUACGCUGUCCGCUGCAUCCAGAACUCCACCAUUGUUAUGCUGAGAAAUGAGGUGUGCGAGUGUCGAGCGUCGGGUGUGUUUCUGCGUCUCUCAGCUGAGGGCCUUAUUGCUGAAAACAACAUCCACUCGAAUGGAGAGGCAGGGCUGGACAUCCGGAAAGGGGCGAACCCCAUAAUUGUGUGCAACAAAAUACAUGGUGGUUUGCGUUCUGGGAUUGUUGUCCUUGGCAAGGGAAAAGGUUCAAUUCGGAGCAAUUGGAUCUAUAACAACAAGGAAGCAGGCGUAUAUAUUCUGUUCAGUGGGAAUCCUGUGGUGAGUGGAAAUCACAUCUUCCAGGGCCAGGCAGCUGGGAUUGCUGUAAAUGAGAAUGGCAGGGGGAUAAUAAAAGAAAAUGUGAUUAAAGAAAACCAGUGGGGGGGUAUAGACAUCCGAAGAGGAGGUGACCCCAUCUUGAAGAACAACUACAUCUGUUAUGGCUUCUCAGAUGGCGUUGUGGUAGGCGAGAGAGGACGUGGACUUAUCGAGGGAAACCAUGUCUACUGUAAUAAAGGCUGUGGUGUAUGGGUUAUGUCAUCCAGCCUCCCACAACUGCUGGGAAACUACAUCAAUCAUAACUGUAUGUAUGGGCUGGCAGUGUUCUGCAGGAAAGACCCAGAGAAUAUUGAGGCCAGGGAAGGGAACUGGCAGGGGCAGGAAGGUCCUGGGGGAGAAGGGGGCAGUGGGGAAAGGAGAGGAGUAGAAGGAGGAGGAAGAGAAGGGCAGGAGAACCUUAAUGAAGAAGGAGAAUUGUUUGCAUGGGAAAGUGACCUGGACAGCGAGGAUGAGCGUCACUCUGCGCGACGUUCCAUCAGUGUGGCACUGGUGGAAGCAAACUGCAUGAGCUACAAUGGAGCGGUUGGUCUGUACGUGAAAAGCAGUGAGCCCCUGAAUGUUUUUGCUAACCUUGUGAACAAUAACCAUGGCACUGGAAUAGCUGUGCUGCAGAGCAGUCAGCUAACGCGGCUGGUUACAAACUGUGUUCUUGAAAAUGGUCGAGCUGGUGUUACAGUGGAGAGAGACUGCAGAGUGGAACUUCGUGGGAACGGAAUCUAUGAAAACAGCGGCCAUGGUGUCAGUUUCUAUGGCAGUGGGCAGAUUGUAGAGAACGAUGUGUUUGGAAACCGAGGAUAUGGGAUUCAAGUCACAGGAAGUGCAGACAUCAAGGUGCUGCGGAACAGAGUCCAACCGGCACAUGGCUGUGGCAUUGCUGUGGUUGGGCCAGUAAAAGGUGUUGUCCAUGACAAUCUCUUGUUCCAGGGUCAUCCUGGAAACAAAAAAACACUCCUACACAUGGAUCCAGGCAAUGACAACUGUGUACUGCGGAACAACAGUAUUCUAAGGCAUAAUAACAGCUAUACAUCAGCUCCUCCCUGGGUUUUGGAAAAUCCUCCUCCUCGUCCACUGGCCAGCUCUCCCUCCAGCCUCUCCUCGUCCCAGUAUCCUUCUCGACUUGGAAUUUCCAUGACAACCAGGAUCAGCGCCACAGUGGAGAGUGGCUGCCACAGUGGAAGCAUGUUCUGCUCCAUACUGUGAAUACUGGCAAGCACUUACUUUUAAAUAUUAAGGACUUUCCUAAGAGGUCAGCAUCGGGUCACUUUUAAACUGGCAUGUUGUCAUAUUUUUGGACAUCUUUAGAGACAAUCCUGGAAAUGUUGGGGGUAGAUGCCACCAGGAAGUAAGAAGCUGCACUGAGCAUCACCACUAAAUAUCCACUUUUCGCUAUGUUAAACUGGCUUAUUUUGUAAAUCUGAAAGUAGACAUGCAGUGCAGUGUAUUGUUGUAAAUUAAGUACUAGACAAGCAUUGUUGAUCCUACAUGCCAAUACUAAAGCUUUAACUGUCAUUUUGUCUUUCACGUCUAAAUUCCUCAUAUUUAUGUACAGAACUGCUGAAAACCUUGUUUUGUCAGUUUGCUUCAGAGACUCGUCUGUUAGGAAGUGCACAUAUUUUAAGUCAGGAGUCAAAGGCAUCAUUGAUGCCAGCUUCAAACAUGCUGCAAAGUAAAUUUGUGCCUUGUUUGACUUUUUAAUCGGUCAGUGAUUGUAGCUAGGUAAUGAGUUGUCAUAAUGUGAGGUCUAUAUGCAAAGAAAAAGAGCCAAACUUAAGCUGCUGUCUCUGGUGUUUCCUGGUGGGUCUGUGUUUUUGUAACAAAUACUUAAUGUUUUUUAAAAAGUGGUUCAGCUUUGCCCUCUUGAAAAAAAAAUUACAGGACAAUUUAUCAUUCCAAAUGUAUCAACAUGCUGUACAGUGACAUCUACACAGACUCACCUGGUAAUAGUAACUUAUCAAAGGAAGAAUUUGUUCAGUGUGUGCAAUAUGUGAUGUCUACAAAUGUGCCUCUGUUUUAUCUGUGGACACUAGAUGUUUUCUCAUCUAGAAUCUGUUUACAGCUCACCACUCUGCUUUUUUGUAUCUGCAUUUAUUAAUAACAUGUAAACCCAAAGGUCACCAUUUUGUUUGUCAACAAAAUACAUUGAUGAACAGUU
Messenger RNA from Solea senegalensis (Senegalese sole), 4319 nucleotides. RefSeq names its product F-box protein 10 (gene fbxo10). Gene Ontology annotation, molecular function: protein binding. Gene Ontology annotation, biological process: ubiquitin-dependent protein catabolic process; protein ubiquitination; regulation of apoptotic process. Bases 425 to 3367 code for a protein of 980 amino acids. The record is from RefSeq and is a predicted model, not a curated record. Lineage: Eukaryota; Metazoa; Chordata; Actinopteri; Pleuronectiformes; Soleidae. The transcript is spliced from 11 exons.